AUGGAUUCGAUGAAUAUUUCGACAACAUCAAGAAGAAUUUUGACAACCAGAAAAACAUCAACAACUAAAAAACCAUCAUCUGGUGGUAUUAUAUUCAAUUAUACAUUACUGAUAUAUAUUCUUCUUCCAAUUUCAUUGGUUAUUACAAUUGUAUUGAUAAUCCUUCGAUGUGUACACAUACGAAUUCGUAAAGCAAGAAAUGAAGCUCAGGCAGCUGCUACGGCUGCAUUCCUUUUACAACAACAGCAAAUGAAUAGUUUCACACCACAUUCACAAAUGCCUCCGAUCACAUCAACGUGUACGUAA
This is a messenger RNA of Adineta ricciae, 306 nucleotides long. NCBI's taxonomy places the organism in Eukaryota, Metazoa, Rotifera, Eurotatoria, Adinetida, Adinetidae. The record is from the annotation of a GenBank genome assembly.